This is a messenger RNA of Caenorhabditis angaria, 4065 nucleotides long. The record is from the annotation of a GenBank genome assembly. NCBI's taxonomy places the organism in Eukaryota, Metazoa, Nematoda, Chromadorea, Rhabditida, Rhabditidae.
AUGUCAAUCGAUUUCACCUCAAAUAACCGAAAACCAUCGAUUGAGCAGCAACAACAACCAAAUUCAUCAGAACAUCGGUGAGAUUUGCUGGGUUUUUUGCGAGAUGAGUGAGGAAAAUCAAUAAUUUUUUUGCAUUACAGGGUAUAUAUACAGAAAACAAUGAAUAAUCAAUUAUUACAACAAGGUUUAGCCGAUGGAACAGUUCGAAUGGUACCAAGAUCGAAUAUUGUUUCAAUUCCUGGUGUUUCGAAUGGCCAACAUCAUCCACAGCAACAACGGGUUCAACAACAACAUCAACAACAACAUGUUCAACCGAUUCAAAAUCGCGGACAAAUUCAGUAUAUUGCAGCUGGGGGAGCGGGAAUGAAUGGAACAAUUGCGGGUAGAAAUAAUAUUGUGAAUGGGAAUGGAGUGGGAAUUCCGAUGCAAAGAGUUGUUGCGCAGCAACAAGGUGGAGGACAAGUAUUUCGUAAGUAUUUUCAAAUUGCAUUUUUGGGGAAUGGGAAUUUUUUUAAUGCGUCUAUAAAACAUUUUCCUGGAGAAUUUUGAGAUUUUGAAGUGAAAAAUAUAAGUAAAUUAGGUGGCUGAGUUAUGACGUAGCAAAUUUUGAUAUUUCUUAUUCAAUAGCAUAUCAACUCGAUUCUAUGAAUUUAAAAUUUGCAUUGCCCGAAGAGACGGUGAAUAGACUUCUCCCAAUCUUAGAGCUUUUUUUUAUUUCCCAAUUUUGCCACGUCAUAACUCAUAUUCAUAGUUGAUCUACCAAUUAAAAAAAACUAUAAAUUAUAAAUUUUAACUUGCCAAAUAAAUUCUCAAAAAUUCCCAUUUUCUAGGAACGAUAGUUCAAACUCAACCUGUUCGACCUCAGCCAAAUUAUGUGCAAUCUGGAAUUCCGCCAAAUAAUCUACAACAACAUCCACAGCAGCAACAAAUUCGACAGAUACGAUAUGUUCAACCGGUUUCGAAUAUUCAGCAGGUAAUUUUUGACUUUAUAUCUCAUAAAGAAAAAGUUCUGAAAUAUUGUAUUCAAAACAAUUCUACCCUAAAAAUGAUCUAAGAAUUUCGGUGACUUUAACUUGAAUUUUUGAGCACCCAUUAUGAAAAGCGGAGAAAAAAAUAAAUCUCAUAAAAAUACCAAUUUCCUUUUUGUCGGGCAGCCAAAAUGGGCUUGAUUUUAUUCUGCGAGAAAGAAAACCGCACUAAUUUAUUCCAGCCACCAGAAUUAUAUUUUAUCUUGAAAAAAUAAAAAGGUAGGGUUUUUUAAUUUUAAAAAUUGAGAUUUUUAUUACUUUUUUCUGGGGACCAUUGAGAAAUUUAGAGAUAAAUUUUUUGAUCUACUAGAAAAGUUGAAAAUCAAAUUGGAGUAAUGAAUGGGUUCCAGAAUAAAAUCUUCGAUUUGAAAAAAAAUCACGGACCUUUAUUUUUUGCCGAACCCUUCUAUCCUAAAACCCACCCUAAAAUACUCCUUUGAUGAAAAUUUGAUCGAAAUAAUCCCAUUGUCUAAUGCUUGAAUAAAUUAUCGCGGUUCUCUUUUUUCUCGAAUUCAUCAAGUGUUUUUUCUUUUUCCAUUUUCGGCCAGAUGUUCUUUAGGGCACAUGCAGGUGUUCGACUGAGGAAAUUCCCUCAUUUCUGUUUUCUUUCACUUUACUUUUGGGUCCCCUCGUGAUUAGCACAACGAAAACACAAAACAUUGCGUAGGAGUUGUGCGUAGGAGUUGUUAUUUAUCAAUGGAGCGCACCUAACACCUGUUUGGAAUGUUCUAGAAGCUUAAAAAAUCGAUAAAAUUGAGGAAAACCCGCUCCAUUGAGAAAAGCUCGCUCCGCCCACUUCACACAGAAAACAUGGCGCAUGGCCGCACCUGCGAAUUGUCGGGACUUGUGGGAACAUAUAUAGCUGGAAAAUUUUGGUUUUUUAGAUUAAAAAAUUUUUUUUUUGAGAUUUAAAAUAAAUUGUAUAUGUUUUCUUGAAUUCUUAGCUGAUUUCAUAGAAUUUUAGAAAAUGUAUGAUUUAUUUUCAAAACGUCUCAGAUAAUAAUUAGGGAUAUUUUGUUCUGAAUUUAAAAAUAUUUAGAAAUUAUUGAUUUUUAACCUCCUAAUCUUCAAAAACAAUAACUUAUUUUUGAAACAGUGAAAAAUAUUUUUAAGCUACAGGAAAAGUUCGAAAAAUUUAUAUAAAAGUUUUGUAACAGUGAAAUUUAGUUAAAAACUUGUAAAAUUUAUACAAAUGUAUAGUUUAUUGGAAUUUUGCUGAACCGAAAUUUUUUCACAAAAAAACUCCGAAUUUUUCCAGCAACAGCACCAUUCUCAACAUCCAGCAGUAAUGCAACAAUAUCAGCCACAGCCGCAACAACCUCAACAUCAAAACAGACCAAUAUAUACAAAUCUGGCAGUUCCUCUCCGCGAACCAUCUCCUGAAUACAUUCCAAUCAGACAAGACAUCAAAACCGAACCCGAAGAAGCAGAAUCGACAUCGGCGAACUCGGAACCACUUCCACCUGAAGAUGCUGAUAUUGAUAUUCAAAUUCGGAAUGUUGUUUGUAAUUAUACACUGCCUCUUCAUAUUGAUUUGCGGAAGUUGGCGAUGAUGACGAAGAAUGUGACGUAUGAAAGGGAGAAGGGGGUGAGUUUGGAAGCGGGAUUUUUGGAGGGAAAAUCUGAGAUUAUUGAUUUUCAAAAUUCUGAAAAAUGUUCCAGCCUAGUUUUAGAGACUUCCAAAAUUCAGCUGAAAAUUACUGUUUGAAAUUCCCUUCAUAAUCCCAAAUUCUUUGCAGGUAAUGAUGAAACAAAAACGCAACCCAAACUGUUUCAUCAAAAUCUACAGUUCCGGAAAAGUUUACAUCGUCGGUUGCCGCAGUGAAGAUGAUUGUCGAAAAGCGGCGAGAUCAAUUGCGAGACAUGUUCAACGGGUUAUGGGAAAAGCCGCGCAACGAGUUUGUAUUCGAAAUUAUCGUGUGAAUAAUGUUUUGGCGACUUGUCGAAUGCCUUUUGGUAUUAAAAUUGAAUCGGUAAGAUUUCAAGAGGUUUUAGUUAUGCCGUGGCAAAGGCUAUACACCUUUUAAGUUAGAAAAAAAUUUCAGAAUUUUUCGAAUCUCAAAACUUUGCCACAUCAUAACUCAUAUUAAAAAUUGAACUGAAGCUACUCAAAUCCAAUUUUUCAGAUCGCUUCAAAAUAUCCGGCCGAAGUGUCAUAUGAACAAGAAUUGUCGGUUGGUCUUGUCUGGAAAUCCGUCACUCCAAAAGCAACUCUUCGUAUUCACACAACCGGCUCAAUUACGGUAACUGGUGCCAGAAGUGAGGCUGAUGUUUUGGAAGUGAUCUCCAAAAUUUAUCCGAUUGUUUUGGAGUUUCGUUGUCAGAAACGCUCGAAAAAUAAUGUGGAUGCGAAUAAGAAGAAAAGACGAGCGCCGGCGAAUCCGGGAAGAGCGUGAGUGAUUUAAUUUUGAAAUUUACUUGGAAAUAUUUUGAAACAGUAGAAUUUUGAAAAUUAUUAUGGAAUCCAAUAAGAAAGGAUUUACUAAAUUUUAAAAUCGAAAAUUUAUUCAAGACAUUUUUGAAACAGUGAAAUUUUGAAAAAUUUUGGUAAAAAUUGAUAUUCACUGUUUCAAAAUUGUCUCGAAAAAAUUCUUGAAUUCGACAGCAAUCAACGGGAAUAUCAAAUCUCAAAAAUCAAAAUUUCAAUUAGAAAUUACUUGAAACAGUGAGAUUUUUGAUUGAAAAAUUUUAAAGAUUGAAAUUUUUUUAAAGCUUUGUUUCAAAAAAUCCCGGAUGAAUUUUAAACAAGAAUAUUAAUUCUUAAAAAUCACAAUUUUAAUUAGAAAUUACUUGAAACAGUGAAAGUUUUAAGAAAAAAUAAUAUGAACAUUUAUCGAAAAAUUGAAAUUUGAUCAAAAGUAAGGAAUAAAUUCAAUUUUAGGCGAAACAUUUGAAUUUUUUCAACCAUUUUAAUUUUUGCAGUCCGCCCGUCAAACGCGAACGCAUCGAUUACGGUUCAUCUGGUGUCAUCAACAAUAAAGUCUAUUUUUCCGACGAAGACGAAGAUCUUUACGACGAAUUGGAUUUGGAGGAAUAA